Molecule: messenger RNA, 3856 nt
Organism: Antechinus flavipes (yellow-footed antechinus)
Lineage: Eukaryota; Metazoa; Chordata; Mammalia; Dasyuromorphia; Dasyuridae
Gene: C1QTNF6
Product: C1q and TNF related 6
Exons: 3
Coding region: 1397-2182 (261 amino acids)
Molecular function (GO): protein binding
Source: RefSeq, a predicted model, not a curated record
AUUGUUUGACUGUAGGUCAUCAAGGGGAUUGUUGGCAGAAACUAGACUAGAGAGAAUCCAGCUACAGUAUUGUUGCCUUUGGGGGCUGUUCUCUAAGGAAAAGAAGAAGGAGAGAGGUAGAUAUCAAGAUCUAAGCUUCCCAUUUCAGGAGACAUAAGCCCUCCCCCUAGAUGCACAGGUCCUGGAGGACCCAGAUACAGCUUCUUCCCUUCAAGUGUCUCCUUCUUUCCCGCCUUAGCCCCUGAUCCUCCCAGGGACCAGCCCUGCCUCUGCUUCCACCUGGAAGGCCCUAGGAAAGGCUCCGACUUUGGACAUCCCCAAAGAACAGGCUUAUGUCUCAUGUCCCUCUCCUUCUUCCCUUUACCCCCAAAUGAAAUGUACCCAUUUCCCUAGAGAUAGGGCAGCUGAGACAGUUUGAAGGCAACUUUGACAUCCCCCAGAACCCCUCCUCCACCACAGAAAAUAAGCUUGAAAACAGAAUUAGAGGCAAAACCCCCUUAUCUCCCUCUAAUCCUUAUCUCCCCGUUCUGUUCUCCUGCCCAGGACCAUCCCUCAGCCCUUUAUCUAGCACAGCUGAGUCCUGCUCUCCUUCCCAGGGCCAGCCCUGAGGCUCCCCCCUCAGUCCCUGGCUGCCCAUUCAGAACCCUGGCCAUAGAUGGGCAUUUUAAGGAGCCUUGUUCCCUGCCCCCCUCCUCCUAAGACUGGCAGCGUGGAGGUCCCUGGAGGGGAGAGAGCCCCUCUCCCAGCCCCCUUUCUUUCCAAUCCCUCUGCAAAAAGCCUUGCUGAAAAGUCUACUUUUCCCUUUCCUGGCUUGUUGCUCCUCUCCUACCCAACUUCCUCCGGCUGUAUCUGAUUCCCAAACAAUGUUCUUUGCUCCCAGGGGACUCGUGAGCCCUGCUGAACCCAAGGGAGGCCUAUUUCUAAUGGGGGGACUUCAGGCACAGUGAUUGGAGCCAGUUUCUCAGCCCCCCCAUCCCCGCCCCCCUCCCUGCUGAGUCUGGCCUGGAGGGGGGUGCUAUGGGAAGGGGCAGUGACUGCUGACGUGGCUCCAGCAGGAAGCCCGUUACUUGAAGGGGGAUGGGGUUGCCCACUGGAAUUUCUCCACCCACACCCCAGUUCCCAAGGCCGAGUCCCACAAGUCACGAAAGAGUUAAAGCCGCGAAAUCUAACCCUCAAUUCGUCGGAGCCAAACCCGAGCCGGGCUGGGAGGAAGGGGGGAGGGAUCAAGAGGGAGGGAGCGAGGAGGAGGGGAAACCUGGGACCCAGCUCGGUCCCCUCCCUCCCUCCCGCCUUGGCCGGGUCCUGGUGCCAGCAGAGUUAUUAUUACAGCGAUGGGCCAGGGAGCCAGAGGCAACCAGCAGCCCUGGGCCUGACUAAGCCGCUCAGCCUGGCCUUCAUGGUCACCAUGGCAACAGCCUCCCUGACUCCCCGAUGGGCUGCCCUCUUGCUCCCACUCUUGGUGCUUGGGAUGCCCACUGAGGAGCCCACCCCUGAGACACCUUCCCCAGUGCCGGGGGGCUGCCGGCGAUGCUGCCAAGAAUCGGAGCCCCUCAACCCUGAAAUGGCCAGUCCAACUGCUGUUCCCUAUGUGAUACCUGAAGUGAGACCCUACAUCAACAUUACCAUCCUGAAAGGAGAGAAGGGAGACCGGGGUCCCCUUGGAAUACCUGGGAAGAUGGGCAAGGAAGGCUCUCGGGGGGAGCGAGGGCCUCAGGGCCCCAAAGGGGCCAAAGGCCAGGCCGGCAGCCCUGGGGAGCCGUGCAAGACACAGUACUCGGCUUUCUCCGUGGGCCGUAAGAAGGCCCUGCACAGCACCGAGGACUAUCAGCCCCUGCUCUUCGAUACAGUCUUCGUCAACCUGGAUGGCCGAUUUGAUAUGUUUUCGGGCCACUUCUCGGCCCCCAUCGCCGGCAUCUACUACUUCAGCCUCAAUGUCCACACCUGGAACUUCAAGGAGACCUAUUUGCACCUGAUGCGCAAUGAGGAGCCCACCGUCAUCCUGUACGCACAGCCCAGUGAUCGCAGCAUCAUGCAGAGCCAGAGUGUCCUGCUGGAGAUGGCCUCUGGGGACCGCGCUUGGGUGCGCCUCUUCAAGCACCAGCGGGAGAACGCCAUCUACAGCGAUGAUGUGGAUACAUACAUCACCUUUAGCGGCCAUCUCAUCAAGCCAGGGGAUGAGUGACCCCCUCAACUCCCCCUCAACUCCCCCCAAUCUGUAUCCUCCCAACACUUCUCCCAUCUUUUCCACCUCUUCAACCAUGCUGUGGAAGGGGGCAAUCAAGCCCCCCAGGGCUCCCCAAACUUCCCUCCUAACUAGAUAUUCCACUUGAGCAAAUCAUGUUCCUUCUCUGGCCUCAGUUUACUCAUCUAUCUGUCCCUUUUUUCUUCUCCCCUUCUCUCUUCUCUCCUUCAUAGUCCUUCCAUUAUUCCAUUCAUUCAUUCCAUAUGCAUUUAUUAAGCACCUAUUAUCUGCCUGACACUGUACUCUGGGGACACUAAUUCCUGCCCGGGGGGGCCCUCUUCCUUCUGGGCUCCCCUCUGUCUCCCCGCUUCUCCACCUAGGCCUGUGACUUCUAAUGCUUCUCCCCCAGCUCCUGCUCCCUUGCCCCCUGUUCUCUGGAUGUUUCCCCCAUCAUCAGUGGCUUCCCCCUACUCCCUCCCACCCUUUUCUCAGUGUCCUUCCUGCCCUCCUCCAUCCCUCACAUUACUGAAUCCAAAGCAUAGACACUCAAAGACCAGAGGCAGGGGACGGUCUCUCUGUGGAUAAAGAGUAAAAUAGGACCAGAUAUCAAAGCAAAGACCACCCGGCAGUCCAUUCUCUGGUGGUUUCCUUCCCCUUCCUACCAGCCUCCACUGGCCAGCCCUUGAUAAACAGCUGGGCCACAGCUGGGUUUCCACCCUGGUGAGGCCUCCAGGCUUCCUCGACCCUUGGAAUAGCCUGUUCCUCUGUUCUCUCAAGACAGAGAUGGGCAGACAAGGGCCCCUUUCUCUCCCUUUUCUCCAUGGGUCAGCUUCCCAGGGACCCCAAGGCCAACCCAUUCUCCUCUCCACUUGCUCUGCCCCUGCCUAGGGCAGGCUGCGGCCUAUAAUGUGAAGCUCACCUUGUUAAACUCCCCCUUUUCCUAUGGUGCUAAGGAAACCCAAAUCAGUCUUGCCUUCAGGUUCAUCUUGGUGCUCCCCACUUAUGAAGGGCCAAGGCUGAGCAAGGGAGAGGGAGAGGAGAACAGGAAGAUUUACCCUUCCCCCCAGCAGGCCUGGGAUACUUGGAAAGGGGAGAAAAACAAAGGAAGGGCAUGUCUAAUUCUUCCUGACUCUCAAGAGGAAAGAACAGAAAAGGGUUAGAUGAGAUAACCUGGGUUCUACAAAUCUGUGAUUCUAAGAGUCACUUGGGGUGAGGGAGAGAGGCCUAGAAAUGGGGUUCAAGGAUGUCACACUAUAUCUCCCCUACAAUUGAGGGGUUUGGACCCCCCUGCACUAGAUAACCUCUCCCAGGGACCCUUGGGGAAUGGGCCCCUCGGGAAGCAUCCAGGGUGGAAGGGACAGAGCUGAGAUCUUUAAUUCCUUCCCUCCCCGCCCCAUUCCCUCCAUGGUACCCAAUCUCUUUCCUUCAGGAUUGGCCUCCAGCUCAUUGGUGCUAAUUCCUCCUGGCCUGCAUGGGCGGGUCAGGCCCUGGUGCUCUGUGGGCGGGAACCAAAAGGGUUGGAGAUGCACUCCGUGCUUACAUUUGCUGGUGCUUGAGGUGACCUACAUGUGCAGUAGCAUCCAAGGUCACAGAAGACAUAACCCCAAACCACAGUGACAUUUUUGGUCUUGUCUCAGGCUGAUUAAAAACCAAGAAAAAUGCUUUUUCUCAGCA